This is a messenger RNA of Eimeria maxima, 2637 nucleotides long. Its product is annotated as Ubiquitin, related, related. The transcript has 8 exons. Gene Ontology annotation, biological process: tRNA methylation. Lineage: Eukaryota; Apicomplexa; Conoidasida; Eucoccidiorida; Eimeriidae. The coding region runs from base 1 to 2637 and encodes 878 amino acids. The record is from RefSeq and is a predicted model, not a curated record.
AUGAACAUCAGUUACAUUAAACCUUAUUUCUUUUUUUUUGAGGUGUUUGUCUCCAAAUUGCCUUUUCUUCAUUCCCGGGGCCCGUCGUCACCCGAGGUGGACGACGGACAUGAUCACUGGCAGCUGGAGUACUCAUUUGGCUAUAUCCUUUUUAGUUAUGGAAACGGGGACUCCCCCAGGAACGCAAUGCCCCCUGGGACUCUGCAGGAUGCUGAAGACUCAAAAAUUUUUACAGCUUUACUCCAAGGCUCCCCGGGAGAAACACUAAGGGGCCCGCGGAAGAGACCAAAGUCCGGCCUGGAGGGCCCCACCAACAGCAGUAGCCGCCUUGCACAAAAAGUACCUACCCACCUUCCGGCAUCAAGUGCAGCUUCAGAAGUGACAUGUGGGACGGCAGCCGAAGAAACAGCAUCAGAAGCAGCGGCACCUGAUGCAACAUCGGCAACAGCCUGCGGAGCAGAAGCCGCAGUGCCACAGGACGAGGCCUUGAGCCGCAAUCGAAUCAGUAGCGGCCGCCAUGGAGAGCGGAUCGAUUGCCCUAUGGACAACAGUCAUUCGAUUUAUGCUCUUCGUCUGCAGGCCCACCUAAAGAAGUGCACAAAAGCAAGAGACAUCGCUUUCUCGCACUGUCUCCCUUUCAUGCGACCCGGCGUUAAUUUGCCGCCGCAGCAGCAUUGUUAUCUGGAACAGAAGCAGCAGCAGGAGCAUGGCCAUCCACAGCGGCAGCAGCCGCAUGAGGACUACGUAGAAGGUCAGGAAACGGCAGCAGCCCUCACGUCCGAAUUAGAGGCCAAGAUAUCGGACGUAUACAGAUACGCCCUGAAAUAUUUGAGCAGCAUCCCUCCAAUGGAGGCAACAGGAGCAGUCAUGGAAGCAGAAAUGAUGGCGGCAGCAUCUCCUUGUGACUCAAUAGCACCCUUAGAAACUGCGGUAGCUCCUUGGAACUCCAGGAAAUCCCUGCCUGCCACAGUGUUCAUAUCGAACUGCUGCAACGGCGUUGUUGAUACAGACAGUGGCAACGAAGAAGAAGCGUUGCUGCUUCUGCGAGCAGCAGCAGAUGCAUGUAAAGUACCGUUGGGCACGGCGUCGGCAGCAGCAGGGGGGCUGGCCCUAGCAUCGUUGGAAGACGCCUUGGAGAAUGCUCUGCUGUUGCCGGAGCAACGCCGGUCGGAUGCGCUGCUGGAAGUGCUGCAGCAGUUGCAGCAACGGUUGAAUAAGCAUCAAAAGCAGCUGCUGCAGCUGUUGGCUCUGUGUCUUCUGCACAGCCACCUGGAUCGUUCACUCCUUGACGAGACACUGAUCGUAGAAUUGGGGGCAGGCAAAGCCGACCUGACGCGUUGGCUCUGCUGCUGGUCAGCCGCUGCUGUCGACGCAGCUGCACCACGCAACGUAGCAGCAGCAUCAGCAGGACCUGCACCUGGGCCAGACCCUGGGACAUCUGAAAUCGCGUCUCCUGGACCCGUUCAACGGCACCGAGGCGUUCGUUGCAUUGUCGUCGACCGUGAGGCACGGCGGUACUGCAAGGAGGCCAAGGAUAAGACGUUUCGCAAUCCUAAUGCCCCCCGAUCGCUGCAUCCUGCUGCUCUUGCUGCCGCUCAGCGACGUAACGCUGCUGCAUCGGAUGCGUCUACAAUCAUGCAGAAGAACAGGAGCAUGGAAAAUCCCCUGCUGGAAGAAGACAAGACCCCAGGGCGAGUUACCCUUACACUCUGUGGCACAGCUCUAGAGCGCACUGUUAGCGCUGCUGCUGCAGCUGUUGCUGCUGGAGAAAGAGCUCAAGACGCUCCUGUUUGGGGCAGCCCUGCGACCUGUGGGAUUGCUGUGAGCCGUAACGGCCCCGGAGGCAGCAGCAUCCAUGCGGCUCUGCCGGUGCCUCCGGUUCGUCUGCGAAUGGACAUUGCGGACUUUUCUCUGGUGGCGCUCGUUAAUUAUAUAACUUGCAAAGGCCCUUUACGCAUACCGCAUAUCCCUGGGUUCUUCAAGAAGCUGUUUGAGUACGGCUGCCGCUUCGCGGCCCCAGAAGCUGGGCUAGAGAAGGGCAACAACGAAGCUCACGGCUUCAGGGACAGAGCGGAAGGGCAGGUAAGACGUUCAUCAGCAAAGGAGCGAGAGACAAGUAACAUAAAGCAGGAGGAGCCAAUCUGUGCAGCCACGCGAGGACCCAAGCCAAGGAUGCUGCUUAGCAUUGAGGACGGCAGUGCCGAGGACUUCUUUGCAAUUGCCCAGACUCUGGGGGAGGGCGGGGGCCCAAGCAUGAAGAAAAUCGACGAACUCUUGGAGGAGCACUUCAGGGAUAAACGCACAUCAAGUGUACUCGGCGUUGCUAAACAUUUGUGUGGUGGCGGAUCAGACGUCGCCCUGCGAUGCUUUGCAUCGGCGAGAGACACCACGGACUCAAGACUCAAGUUUUGCAUUUGCAUUGCAACGUGCUGCCACCACCGGUGGGCUACUGGGGCAACCGGCAAAAAGCGCGAAAUCGGGAAUAUGGUGAAGAGAAUUUUGGAUAUAUCCAGGGUCUGGUGGUUGCGGGAGAAAGGAUUCACGACCGCUACCCUCCAACAAUUCGUCGAUUCCGAAGAAACGCCGGAGUGUUUUGCCAUCGUUGCUCACUCCCACUCAGGCAAUCUUCGCAAGUGA